CGGCGUUAAAUGGCACUCGCUCGUUCUGUUGACACACCAUGAGUGAACAGGCAGGGAGUAGCGAUCGUAAUGAGCGGGUGAUCCUUAUUCCAAUUGAUGGCAGCCCUCAUUGUGACCGGGCUUUUGUAUGGUAUUUGGAACAUAUGAAGCGAGCCAAUGAUUGCGUCCGAUUCGUCAACGUCAUCGAACCCGUCUACGCCAGUCCAGCCUUUGGCGUAGCUGUGGAUUCCCCACCGCUGCCCGAUUUUAGUCGACUGAUGAUGGACAGCAUCGAUUCGGGCAAAAACCUAUGCCGUCAAUAUGUACAGAGAGCAAAGGACUCCGGCUUGACCGCACAAGCAUUCAUACAUGUGGAUAGCAGGCCGGGUUCUGCAAUUGUAAAAGCGAUAAAGAGCCAUGCACCGGAUAUAGUAGUCAUGGGAAACCGUGGUCUCGGAGCGAUUCGUCGCACUUUUCUCGGCAGCGUCAGCGAUUAUGUGUUACACCACGCUGCAGCUCCUGUUGUCAUUGUACCACCCGGUCGAUCAGAUUCAAAAUGACAGAUUAAGUUUUGUGGAUGUACUGUGACCAACUUUUAAACACUUUCACUGUAUUUGCUAGAUAGUAAGUUUGUUUAAUUUUUUCAUAAAAAUCGCUUCAAGCCUGCUUCUUCGUAUUAUAAUUAGCCCCGGUUUUUUAUGUGGAUUCCAA
Messenger RNA from Dicrocoelium dendriticum, 690 nucleotides. The record is from the annotation of a GenBank genome assembly. Lineage: Eukaryota; Metazoa; Platyhelminthes; Trematoda; Plagiorchiida; Dicrocoeliidae.